Messenger RNA from Aspergillus calidoustus, 2727 nucleotides. The record is from the annotation of a GenBank genome assembly. NCBI's taxonomy places the organism in Eukaryota, Fungi, Ascomycota, Eurotiomycetes, Eurotiales, Aspergillaceae.
CCCGUCGGAACGAGGGUGGCCGCUGCGGUCAAAAGCGGCAGAAUACGAUUGUUGUAAUGAGCCAGCAAGAGGCCCGUGAGAGGUUCUGUUUCAAUUGGAGGCUUGUUUGACAUAAAAUCGUUUCUGAACUGCCAGGGGAUCCCAUGAACCCCGCAUUGUUUGUGAUCCUCCGGUACAUCAUCGAUACUGACCGUAUCUGGGAGAUUCCUUUCUGCUCAGCUCGCAAUCAGAAGCUGACGAUGCUCCGCCUCCCCGGUGGACCACGGCUAGCCAGGCUCAUUUGAUCGCUUCCUUUUCUCACAUUUCAAGCCUCAGAGCCUCUUAUAAGUUUAUCAGAGUACCAGCCUUUCGAUCCCCUCCUCCUCUUUUCUCGUAUAAAUUGCUCGAGACAGGGCCACCCGUCCUUCCUAACUAGUAUCUGAUGGGAAUCCCUCCGUCCUCAUCUUGCGGAUUAUGGUUUCGGACCGUUCGGCUUGCACCCUAAUCCACCUAACGACUUAACCUCUUUCACUUUUGGCUUCAACUCUUUGGAUCCUUGCUCUCACGCGACAAACUUCUGCUCUUUAAAACAAGAUGUUUGGCGCUUGGUUUGGGGGUAAGAAGCCUAGCCCCAAUGGCUCGACGCAAUCGCUCGAUCCUCAGUCAGAGCUACAAGACUUGCUCGAUGCAAUUCAAGCUGCGGAGCUUAUCCUCAACGAUGAUGUUGAUGGUGCCGAAGAAGGCCUUAAUGGGCGGAACUCAGCCUUUCACCAGCUUGGGAAAGCCGUGGUGAUGUUUAUCAGGGCAACUCUGGGUUUCGAGCAAGAUAUCAUGCGUCAAGCGGCUGAACGCCUUAAUGAUGCCGAAAACAAAGCGUACAGCGACCAACAGAGGGCCAAAAACACCUCACAUUCGGGAGAAUUUUAUCGCUCAGAGAUAUAUGCGCCAGGGACCGAAUUCGUGCUGUGCCAGGCAAUGGCACAACUCCAGGCGGCUGUUGUCGGCGUCCUCAACGAGAGUCUCACAGAGAGCAUCAAAGCAUUCUACAAGUUAAGAAAGGCUUACUUUGCGCUGGACGCAAUCCUGAAGAUGGAAGAAAAGUUCAUGCAAUCGAGGCAGAGUGGUGUUCAAAACACCCCUUCUCCGACUCCAUCUUUGAAGCAUGCAGACGAGGAAGAUGUUCAUAAGGACCUCUCUAAGUUAAACUUGGAAGAGGCUGGCCCCCCAGGCUCUAUUCCAAUCUCGAGCAGUACGAGCGCAUCAGACUUGAUUAACCACGACCCCGAGUCCGAUAUCUUCAAAAACCCGAUCGAUGUGUUCGUGCACUCCGGUGCUAGUUUUUGCUUUGGGGUCCUGCUUUUGCUCAUUUCCAUGGUACCUCCCGCUUUCAGCAGACUGCUUAGCAUCGUCGGGUUCUACGGCGACAAGGACCGAGCACUAAGGCUCCUCUGGCAAUCGAGCAAGUUUGAGAAUCUGCCGGGUGCGAUCGCGGCUUUAUCGCUUCUUGGUUAUUACAACGCCUUUGUCCGCUACUGCGACAUUAUGCCGGACGCUAUCCCUGGAAAAGACGGAGACAUCCAGGGUUAUCCUCAAGAGCGACUUGAGGCCCUUCUUACCCGGAUGCGGGAACGGUUUCCUAAAAGCCAACUUUGGCUUCUUGAGGAAUCUCGCAUGCAUGGCGCCAACAAGAGACUUGAUGUUGCGCUAGAACUCCUAUAUACAGAGGAACACAGCCCACUAAAACAGGUUGAGGCACUGAAGGUGUUUGAAAAGAGCAUGAAUGCCAUGUAUCUUCAUGAGUAUGAGCGGUGUUCUGACGCAUUCAUCGAGUGUGCCGACCUCAACUCUUGGUCUCGUGCACUGUACUAUUACAUAGCAGCGACUUGCCAUAUUAGUCUAUACAGAGAGCUCGCCGCGACAGAUCCAGAGAAAGCCACCGCUCACGCCGACCGGGCAGUGAAGCUGUUACAAAAAGCCCCUCAGUUUGCAGGAACGAAGAAGUUCAUGGCGCGGCAACUGCCAUUUGAUGUCUUCGUUGUCCGUAAAAUCGCCAAAUGGGAAGCGCGAGCUAAGGAGUGGGGUGUGCCGCUCGUGGACGCUGUGGGUGUCGAUCCUAUUGAAGAGAUGAUAUUCUUCUGGAACGGCCAUAGCCGGAUGACCCAAGAGCAGCUGGAGGACUCUUUGGCUAGACUCUCAUGGUCUGAAAGUGACGCGAACCGAACCUGGUCCCGUGAGGGACCUGAGGAGAAAGGUAUCUACCAGAUCCUGCGCGCGGGUGUUUUGCGCUCGAUGCGGCGCCACGACGAGGCAAAAGAGAUCAUCCGGACCUCGAUUUUCACCCUGGACAAAUCAACAUUCAAGGGCCGUCACAAGGACGACUGGGUGUACCCAGUCGCCUACUUCGAGAUGGCUGCCAACCUAUGGAUGGAGCGUCCAACGUACAUUGCACAGCACGGCGGACCGGCAUCGAAAGCUUCGGAAUCCAAGGACCCGGCCGCGGCAGAGAAGGAGCUGGUACGGGAAUGUAAGGAGAACCUGCAAAAGGCAGCUCGCUGGGAGAGCUAUGAGCAGGAGGCACGGUUUGGGCUCAAGGUGACGGCUGCGCUGGAGGCUGUCGCAAAGUGGGAAGUUCAGAACUCUACCAAGGUGGAGUGAAGAUGGUAUAUAUGAAUAGGACGCAUGGUGUACAUGUACAUUCGCUUCGUAUGCAACCGAUAGAAAGCGUCAAUUGAACUGAUAUUGAUCAUG